Molecule: messenger RNA, 1154 nt
Organism: Mustela lutreola (European mink)
Lineage: Eukaryota; Metazoa; Chordata; Mammalia; Carnivora; Mustelidae
Product: nematocyst expressed protein 3-like
Exons: 4
Coding region: 522-1154 (210 amino acids)
Source: RefSeq, a predicted model, not a curated record
GAGCUAAGGAAUUCAGGGACCAACCCUCUUCUGUCCUAAUGCCCUUACAGUCUGGUAAACUGGAAAACACUUGGCCAUGUGCUACGAGAGAACAAGGUCGGAAUCAGUUCACUGCAACCUUCCCACAGGGCUGGGAGACAGGCAGGAGGAGGGUGGCUUUGCCUGGACCCCAGAGCAGAUCCAGGCCCCUCUGAGCUGUGUUCUAUGCCCCGCCCAGCCCCCGCUCAUCCCUGCCUUCCCACGGGUGCGUACCAGCCUCCUGUGAGAGCAGGGACAGAACAUAUUUGGAGGUCCUACCCCUGAAUGCGUCCCUAAGAGUAGAAACCAGAAGCCCCCACUGGGCAGGCGGGGAGCCGGGGAGGCCCUGAGAAGCACAGGGUCUGUCCAGGCUCAUAGCCCUGGGCACGAGCAGGAACCCAGUCCGAACCCAGCCCUGUAUCCUCACAGUGGGGACACUGGCUGCCCCCAGGCCUCGCAGGGGCUGUGGGUGGGCUGUGUGGCUGUCACUGUAUGGACGGGGCAUGGAGCAGAGGAGCACUAGUGACGAUGAAAUAGGAAGGAGGCUGGCGGACACCCGCUCCAUCUCCCUGACCAGGAGAGUGACCGUACCGGGCUCUGCAGGAGCAGGGACUGGGGACUCCGGGGGAAGACCGCUGACACUGCCUGUGUGCCUACACCACCGUGUGGUCCAGGAGCCGGAGCCCAUGCAGGCCGAGCCUGAGGCUGCUCCGUCGGAGGAGCCAGAGCCGGCCCCACCUGCAUCCACAGCUCCAGAGGCGGGGAUGGUGCCUGCAGGGACUUCAGGAGGAGACCCUGAGCCAGCAGGUGACUGGGCACCGGCCCACUGCGAGGCUGACUUUGUCCGGGAAGAGCUGGGGUCUGCCCCUGUCCCGGGGCCUGCCUUUGCUAUGGAUCCUGCCCCUGACAACACCUGUGCCUCUGCUCUGGAAUCCGCCCCUGCUCCUCCCCCUACUCCUCCUCCUGAGGAGCGCCCAGAGCCCCUUCUGGUGCCCACAGCCCUGAUCCUAGAACAGUUACCCUUUGUUCUAUCCCCCGACCCUGGCAACCUGCAGGAACGUUUUGUACCCGACGUCAGCCCUGGGGAGAAGGUGAAGAUCCGGAGGUCGAUGCAGGUCCCCUGGAGAGAAGGGUGA